Messenger RNA from Xiphias gladius (swordfish), 921 nucleotides. It is a transcript of the gene mrps14, whose product is annotated as mitochondrial ribosomal protein S14. The transcript is spliced from 3 exons. NCBI's taxonomy places the organism in Eukaryota, Metazoa, Chordata, Actinopteri, Istiophoriformes, Xiphiidae. Gene Ontology annotation, biological process: translation. The record is from RefSeq and is a predicted model, not a curated record. Bases 74 to 490 code for a protein of 138 amino acids. Gene Ontology annotation, cellular component: ribosome; mitochondrial small ribosomal subunit. Gene Ontology annotation, molecular function: structural constituent of ribosome.
AUCAACAGGUGGCGAUGUUGUCAGCGUUUCGCCGCCCUCCCUUGACGGUUUUGCACAACAAAGCAAAUCCAACAUGGCAGCCCAGAGGAUAGCAUGUUCAGGGUUAAAUGCCCUUUAUUUCACUGUCUGCGCCCCAAAGCAGGCCCUGAGGAGCUGCUGGGGAGCCGUGGAGCAGGUGAGGGGUUACUAUGUUGACUGGAGGAUGCUAAGGGACGUCAAGAGAAGGCAGAUGGCCUUUGACUAUGCUGACGAGAGGCUACGGAUCAAUGCACUGAGGAAGAACACCAUACUACCCAAGGAGCUUCAGGAGGUGGCAGAUACAGAAAUUGCAGCACUGCCCAGAGACAGCUGCCCUGUGAGAAUACGCAACAGGUGUGUGAUGACCUCCCGACCGCGGGGAGUGAAGCGGAGGUGGCGACUGAGCCGGAUUGUCUUCCGUCAUCUCGCUGAUCACAACCAGAUGUCUGGGAUUCUGAGAGCGAGGUGGUGACUCAGGAUCCAUUGGACCCUACAGACGGAUUGGAUCGUGAAAAACAGGCUGUUUCAUUGGUUAUGAUCAGAAGAGCAGGACAUCAGCAUUCAAUACUGAUUUGUUUCGGGCCUGUUAGUGUCUGGAGUCUUUAGAGGUAUUGACUUUAGUAACAGUUCCACCACCACCCACAAAAGCCUGGAAGGUGUUCAUUUUUAAAGUGAAUCCACUGAGGUUACUGCAGCAAGUUUUCAGUAUUUUGUAUAUGCUGAAGAGAACAUGAAUAUGUCCUUUCUGUAGAUUGUUUUUCCUUGUUUCCUUAUGGCUCUUUUAAAUAUGAAGAACAAAAACUAACAUUUAAAGAGAAAAUGAUCAAGUGCAUUUUCAGAGGUGCAAAUGUCCAUGUUACUUACUAUACUAAGAAAUGGAUGAAUAAAUAUUGUUGCACAUUA